Messenger RNA from Pelobates fuscus (common spadefoot toad), 1823 nucleotides. RefSeq names its product ribonuclease T2 (gene RNASET2). Gene Ontology annotation, molecular function: ribonuclease T2 activity; RNA binding. Gene Ontology annotation, biological process: RNA catabolic process. Lineage: Eukaryota; Metazoa; Chordata; Amphibia; Anura; Pelobatidae. The transcript has 10 exons. The coding region runs from base 110 to 862 and encodes 250 amino acids. Gene Ontology annotation, cellular component: extracellular region. The record is from RefSeq and is a predicted model, not a curated record.
AAUGAGGAAGUAAACGGCAAGCUCACUAUAUGUAAACUCUAGUUCCCUUCCUGGCUCGAUGUAUUGAUCAUUCUUUGUAAGAGGGAUCACAUCUGGAAGAGUUCACACUAUGGCGUUUCUUUCAUUACCGCUUUCUAUGAUUUUCAUCCUUCUAACUCUACAUUAUGGCUCUUCAUCUGAUCCAAUUGCUCUAAGAAAGACUCAUGAAUGGAAGAAGCUUAUUCUGACUCAUCACUGGCCUGUGACUGUUUGUAAGAUGGAUCAAGUUCAAUGUGAAAAUCUUCCAGACUACUGGACUCUGCAUGGAUUAUGGCCAGACAAGUCGCAAACGUGCAAUAAAUCCUGGCCCUUUGAUUAUUCAGAAAUAAAGGACAUCAUGACAGAGAUGAACAAGUGGUGGCCUGAUGUUCUUCAUCCAAAUAAAACACAACUCUGGAAACAUGAAUGGCAGAAGCAUGGAACCUGUGCUGCAUCUUUGGAGGCUCUGAACAGCCAACACAAAUAUUUCAGUAAAGCUAUAGAUAUGUAUAAAAUGACUGAUCUUAACAGUGCUCUUCAAAAGUCUGGCAUAGUGCCAUCAACAAAGUAUUACCAGAUGAAAGAUAUUACAAAUGCCCUUGUAGCUAUCUAUGGAGUGGUGCCAAAAAUUCAAUGCCUCCUUCCACAGCAGGGUGAAGAUGUGCAAACACUUGGACAAAUUGAAUUUUGCUUCACAAAAGAAUUUCAGAUUAGAAACUGCACAGAUAAAAGAGAUGCGCUUCACUUCUAUGAGUAUCGAACCAAUGAGGAGCUUCAGGUUUGCGACCAAGAGUUAAACACACUUUAUCCUCCCAUAAAGUGUCUGGAAGAAGACUGUCCAUAAUGGCCGCCAAAAUAUUCGUUCCCACUUCCAGCUAUGAAUCAAUUGUCUAAAGAUUGGGGUUAAAAAGCAGGCUAUUGGCUAACAAUCUCUUUAAGGCGAUGCUUUCUUAGAUAUUGUGUUUGAAUGAUUUCCUGUAUCUCAUAUUUAUGUACAGAAAAUAUAAUAACAUUUGUUACAUAACAUGUUAAUGCAAACAUUUUCUACUAACUUAAUACAGAAUCUAUUCACUACACAUUAUACAUGUAAAUCUAUUCAAACUUCUAGAACUCACACUUAAAUGAGACUGUUCAACUUCACAAAUCUCCUACCAUAAACAUCAAAUCCUCCUGGACAAAUUGCUGCUCCCAUGUUGGUUAACUUAAGUGAUGUGUCUGGAAUGGAUUUUAAAUCCCUUUGAAUUCCUAACCAUUUCUCAUUUUAGUGGAUAACCUUGUCAACCUAUCUCCCUAUUAACUGGCUUCCUCUGGUCUUAUACAUUCUAGUUGUCGUGAAUUACUGAAUUUUGGAAAGCUCGAGUCGAGCUGGGAAAUCUAGUAGGAUAGUUUUCAACUUAUUUUCACAUAACUUGUAACUUAUGUUGUAACUCUGUUCUCCACAAGUUUAGUGCAUAACCUUGAGUAAUUAACACCGCAUUGAGACAUUUCAACGAAUCCAGGAGACUUGAAUGAUAAACAUUGAUUUCUCACUAGAGGAAUGUUCUUCAGUAAUUGUCUGAAACUUUAAAAUAUACACACUAUAUUUUCAGACCAAACAAAGUCCAUUCCAGGGAUUACUAGUUCUUCAGUUUUCUCUCCAUGAUAUGUAUGAGCUCAGUCAUUUUGGCUGUUGUAUUCAUGUAAAUUCUCAGCAUUGCAUAGCAAGAACACUGUAGAAUUUACAUUUUGUAUAAUGUGAUCCUGUAACAUGUUUGAAUGUAAUGCUUGACUAUUUCUCUUGCAUAAAAUAAAGUUUAUCCUGCUAA